Molecule: messenger RNA, 2013 nt
Organism: Lithohypha guttulata
Lineage: Eukaryota; Fungi; Ascomycota; Eurotiomycetes; Chaetothyriales; Trichomeriaceae
Exons: 3
Coding region: 1-2013 (670 amino acids)
Cellular component (GO): nucleus; RSC-type complex
Molecular function (GO): chromatin DNA binding
Source: RefSeq, a predicted model, not a curated record
AUGUCUCUCUACUCGCCUGCUGAGCAGUCUUCCAACCGAGUCAAUGGUCAAGGGAACAUGACUGAUGGCUCUGGGACCAUCAAUCCAGCUGCACUAAAUAGUCCUGGUGGUGUUUUGAUUCCCCAAUCGAAUGUCGAUCCGACUGCUCGCAGGUUAAAACGAAGUCGUUCGCCAGAUGACCACGGCGAUCAUCCGCAUGGAGACGAGAAUGACGAAUCGAAGCCUCGAAAGCGCGGGCGUCCCACAAAGACACCUCGAACGUCCGGCGACUACACCUACGAUCAGAGUAACGCCCUACCUACGCCUUCGAGUCAGACCUCACCAAGCCUAGCCACAACACCUCAAAUCAAGACCCAGAGUGGUCCGGUACAGUCUGCCGUGACCCCAACGCAAUCCUCGCCUCCAGCUCGAGCGACGCCUAAGUCUACCCUCAAGGCGCUGCCUACGGUCAGAGAUCACACCAGCGAUCAACUCAGUCCAGGUGGAGAUGAAUACAUCGCUCGCGAGUAUGACGACCAGGGCGAGAAAAAGGUGGACGAGCUGGGCUAUCUACAAGGUGGUCGAGAGUACAAGCUUCGCACAUUCACUCUACCUGGACGAGGCGAGAAACUGUUCAUGCUUGCGACAGAGUGUGCCAGGACACUUCAAUAUCGCGACUCGUACCUGCUAUUCAACAAGAACCGGUCGCUAUACAAGAUCAUUGCAUCGCCGAAGGAGAAAGAGGAAUUGGUUCAACACGACAUACUGCCGUACAGUUACAGAUCUAGACAAAUAGCUUUGGUCACAGCUCGAUCAAUGUUUCGACAGUUCGGAAGUCGCGUUGUCAAAGAUGGCCGACGCGUGAGAGAUGAUUACUGGGAAGCUAAGGCUCGAAAACAGGGUUUCACUGAAGAGGAUGCCGCAGGCGAGAAAAGACCUGGUGCGGCUAGAGCAAGAGAAGCUGCUGCUGCAGAGGCACUUGGAAACCGUCAGUUACAAAUGUACGGCAACAUUGUAUAUGCGAACGAUCCGAACUUUGCAAACCUACAGCCCCCUCCAAUGCCACCUGGUAUCGCAUCCACCAUGGCUCAAAUACCCCUCAUGGAAGCAUAUGAUGCCAAAUAUCGAGACGUACCAAGACCGCGAAUGGAGAACGUUGGGCCAGCCUACGCAGAUGUCGUGCGGACUAGCAGUGAUGCCGAUAUGGCCAGUCAAGUUGCUCAUGCUGCUGAUUACAGCAAGCAGGUCAAUGCUCAAGGGCGCUUCCGACGAGGUAUUGUGGAGGAAUACUGGCAUCGCCCUCAUGAUCCUCCUGUCUCAACGCCACAACAGACCAAUGCAGAGCCUGUCACAGCGUCGCAGUCUUUACAGUCUCCUACCUACGACGCCGUCGAGCCUCUAAGUCAGGCAACGAUGCCUGCUCCUCAACAACCAGCUAUACAGACACAAAUGAACCCUCCUCCCAGUUUUCCGCAUUCACAAAACCCGGCACAUUCGCCGUCACGAAAUGUAGGUCUCUAUGGAGGGCAAGCCGUGUACCAUCCACGAAACCCAUCGUCGCUGGCCAAUCAGAUAUCCCCCAAUGCCUAUGGAUACUCGCCCACAAACUCGCAGUCACAACAGACAUGGGGUCAACCACCUCCACAACCACAACAAUCUCCAGCCAUGUCAAAUCGUAUGUAUAAUUCCUCGCAGCAGUCUCCGCACAUGGGCCAUACACAGAUACCUUCGCCUAUGCCAGGUGGUCACAGUCACUCGUCGCAUCCACAACAGCAGCAGCAACAGAUGCAGCCUUCCCCAAGCUUUCAACAAUUGUCAAUGGGGAACAUGGGUGGUGGCCAACAGCUUGUUCCCCCUGGCGGUGGCUUGAGAGCUAUGGGUGCAGCUGGAUAUGGCGGUAUGGGUAUGCCGCAGCAUAUGUUUAAUCAAAUGGCUGCAUCGGGGGCGAACUUUAUGCAGCAACAGCAGCAGCAUCAUGGCGGUCAGCCUCAGCAAAACUGGACAGGGCAGCAAUGGCAGCAAGGAUACCAAUAG